Molecule: messenger RNA, 3969 nt
Organism: Penicillium pulvis
Lineage: Eukaryota; Fungi; Ascomycota; Eurotiomycetes; Eurotiales; Aspergillaceae
Exons: 2
Coding region: 1-3969 (1322 amino acids)
Source: RefSeq, a predicted model, not a curated record
AUGGUAUCGCCGGUCACGUUUCCGUAUACUCGACCAAGCGAGAAUUCCAUCACAAAGGACAAGGCGCUGAAGCCCCUUCGCCCGCCGCCACUGAAUCUCAAAACUGAAAAGAAAUAUCAGUUGCCAAGGAUCAAAGCCGUCCGCGGUAGCGUAUCCGGGGUUGACGAGGGGACAGAAGUACCGUUAAUGAUCGAGCUGGCGGCUCAUAGGCCAACCGCACCUAACGCUUUGGGAGGCAAGUCUUACGAGUGGAUCAACAUGGAUGUAUCUAAGAGCCGACCGUGGGAGGGCGACGGGGAACGUCCAGUAUCCCCUCCUCGAUCUCUCCGCACUAUUAUUGACCUGGACUCACCACUGGCUUCUGACGACGAAUCCGACAUUUCUCCCAUCUCCGACGAGCGACCAGCAGAUCACUCGAGUAAGGUAUUGGCUCGGUUCUUCCCUGAACUCCAGAGCAAUUUCGCUGUGAUGGCCCCUGAAGGUCUAGAUACGACUUCAAAGCCGACUUCAAAGCCGAAGACCGGUCGCUCACGAGUUGAAAAUGAGAUUCAGGCGCGGGUGAAGAGCCUUUAUCACAACUCGGGUGAUAACCUUGGUCAAGUUUUGGGUUCUAACACCCCGUCCGAUGAGAACUAUUUAAAUAGACCCGAAUCGUCAGACUAUAGCCGACAGACUUCGAUGGCGAGCUUCGGAGAUGGGGCAUUUCAACGGAAAAACAAGUAUCGAAUGACCACAGACUCCUCAAGUUACUCUCCCGUUCAGGCGGGGGUUUUCGAUGAGACGCCACGAACGUCCAAAAGAAUGAGCAGCGCCAGGCCAGCACCGACCCGAUUAAACACGAUAAGCUCCAAGAGUUCCAGUUCGAAUCUACGGGAUAUGAGGAACAAGCCACUCCCCCUUGCACCUCUCAUUGAGCCAAUUUCUACCGACUCGCAUCAUGAUCAUCAACAACCGUCCGCCCCCCACCAUCAUUCUUCAUCACAGUGCACAGACUGCACGCCCCAGCACCACAAUGUUCCCCACUCAGCGUACGCAAGUCGCAAUCGUCAACCCCACCGAUGCCAAACAUGCGGACAUCGCGACAAUCGUCAUCGUCGAGGUAGCCUCAACUCGCCAGAGUACCGCCAAAAUCCACGAAAUCACCAACGCCAUGUGUCAACCUGGCAGCAAGCUGCAGACGAGAUGGAAAUUGAGUUAAGUUUGGAUGGUAUGAAGAGGCGGUUGGUGUUGGAAGGCCCACUCCAAAUCAGUCGCAAUAAUGGCGAGUUGGUAGCGGCGCGGCCCGCACCCCUGCCUCCAUCCCUGAAACCUUACUCCGAAUCGACGAAGAAGGCGACUCGAACUGGUAGCGUCAAUUCACGACGGGAUGUUUCCGGGUCGAGUAAAAAGGGCCACAAAUAUAGUCGAUCAAAGGACUCUACCGACUCCAACAAAGCCAAAACUUCCAAGCCUAAGGAUGAGUCGAAGAGUCGCUGGGGCGGAAAUUCCAGAUCCAAUGAGGGCACAAAGGGAGAUCUUCUCAAAUUAAAAAAGUCUUUCUCAAUCUCCAGGGCAACGUUCACACGGAAGCAGAAUCCGACACGGUCGGACCAGCACCGGCUGAGCACGUUGAGCUCACGGUCGGAGACUUCAGUGGACCCACAGGCCGAUCAUGCCAGCCCGACUGACAAAACACGCUUGUCUCUUCACCUUUCGCAAUCAGAUCCUAACCUUGAAAAGGUCCUGGAUGAGAACGACCCGUUAUGUCAUAACCGGGACGAUCUCCUCCUUCAAUUACCACGCCUACAAACAGACAAUUUCGGCUUCAAGACCUUGCUCGACCAGUUUGCUCCUGAUACGCAGACUGCCUUGGACAACCCCGCAAACUCCAAAUCUUCCUCCCUACAGACUGACAGCCUGGGCUUCACAAGCGUAUACGAACAACUUGUUCCUGCACAGCGGUCACUUGUGACCAAUCAAGUGCAGUCCCCUUGGCUCGACGAUACCAGAGAUGCCAAGGAAGUCAUCCCAUCAUUUACCAUUCGUCGACCGCUUGUUGUAAGAGAUGAAAAGAUGGUUGUAACAACCAAUAGGAUGCGCCAGUCUGCUUUCAUUUCCACUGCCAAAGCAAGCAGUGUGUAUUUCCCGCCCGAGGAGGUUUAUGAACUUGCCGCGGGGCCAACAUCCCCAGAAUCCAUGAUGCCGAAAAGAUCUGCUACCGCUGCUCAGUUCCAGGUGACCUUUCCCUUGACUGAGGUCGUGGACUCGAUUGUUGAGAUGAUUAUGGAGCGAAUCACAUCCCUUGAUGACCUUUUUAAUUUUGUCCUGGUAAACAAGCGCUUCUAUCGCGUGUUCAAGAAUCGUGAGCUGCCGAUCAUUAAAAGUGCGCUAUAUCAAAUGUCACGACCUGCAUGGGAGCUGCGUGAAAUGAGCCCUCCAUGGACCACUGAAUGGCAACACGUCUUGGACCCGGAUUCCCAGGUACCUGAAUACACGCCGUCUCUGUACCUGGAUCGUUAUGCUCAAGAUAUCUAUACCUUGGCUCAACUCAAGUCCAUGAUUCUCAUGCGGUGCGCCCCGUUCAUGCGCCGCGAUACUGUGCGUGGCUUGGCUGGAUUAGACGAACAGCGCGCCGAGGAGGUUGAUAAUGCAUUUUGGCGGAUCUGGACAUUUUGUCGCAUCUUUGGUAGCGGCAAAGGUCGCGAAAACGACCUUGAAGGUCAGGUAGAUUGGCUAAGAGGAGGAGUAAAGGCCCGGAAAGCCCAGGGCUCAUCAUCUUCUAUGACCGAGCCUUUUGGUAUCAACAACGUUUUGUUCGAACCACCUGAGGGAUUCGCUCACGGCAACUACAGCGGCCUCACACCAACGGAGCUGUAUGAUAUGACUGAGAUCUGGACUUGCCUUGGAGUUUUGGUCCAGCCCCUUCAUGCAAAGUGCAUUGAGGCCCGCAAUGUCGGUAUUUUCAGAGGCAUCGAUGUACCCGAGGAUGACCCGGUCCGUGAGGAGACCGUUCUUGAGGAAUGGACAUCCUAUGUUCUCACCCUUGGUUUGUCCGCAGUUCUGAUGGUCAGCUCACUCAACCCCUCGGAAACUACGGCUAUCACCUUUGAACGGGCGAAUGCGGUCGGCCUGACCAAGUGGGAAAUGACAGAAGGUCAGAACACCCGAUCUUCGUUCAUGAAGGAAGCCGUAUCACGCGUUUACGACGACCGAGAACGAUAUUCUUUCAGUCUGCCUUCUGGCUCAGCCGAUAGUCCAUGCGAACUGCCCUCGAACGAGGUGACAACCCGCGAAGAAGAUAGCGAGCGUCGGCAGGUGUUUUCCCAAGAAAUUCGAGUUCAGCGUCGCGAAGGAAGGAACCAGUCCCACGGGGGUGACUCUUUCGCAAGGGAGCGACCCAUGUCUACAUACAGCACCAUUCUGCACAGCCUCGGAGGUAGCAUCGGAAGAAUUGUCAACGGAGCGCCCUCUGUACCACCAGUACCUCCCCUUAUGUUCGAUCGGUCAUCCACCUCGACCGGAAGCCGAAGCCCUCCUCCCCCCGGAACACCAAACUAUGCUCCAGGAACUCCCCAGCAUGCACCGGGCACUCCCACCCACACCCCGAACUACAUGCUUGGUACCCCAGGCCAGAUACCCACAUCAGAACCUAAGACACCUCUCCUCCGCAGUCCCCCACUCUCGGGCUCUUUCAUGCCAGCCCCUCUCCAACUCCAACCCCAAGUCCAAGACCCUGUCGACCGAGCCAUCUCUCGCAUGGUGAAUGAACUUGGUUUCUUCGAAGACGAUGUUAAGUGGGCACUGAAAAUCACCGACACCGGUGAAGGAAUUAACGUCCAGGCUGCUGAGCAGCUUCUACAACAACAAAAGAAGAAGUCCGAUCGUAUUCCGUUCGUGACUCGUGGGCGGAAUAAUAACGGGAAGAAUCCAUUGCUCAUGUCGGUCAUGAAGCAGCAGGGUACUCAGGAAUCGGGUUGGCGAUGGGCCUAA